Messenger RNA from Triticum turgidum subsp. durum (durum wheat), 948 nucleotides. Lineage: Eukaryota; Viridiplantae; Streptophyta; Magnoliopsida; Poales; Poaceae. The record is from the annotation of a GenBank genome assembly.
AUGGCGACGCACUUCGUGCUCAACACCGGCGCUAAGAUCCCCUCCGUGGGGCUCGGCACCUGGCAGUCCGACCCCGGCGUCGUCGGCGAGGCCGUCUACGCCGCCGUCAAGGCCGGGUACCGCCACAUCGACUGCGCCAGGGCCUACAACAACGAGAAGGAGGUGGGUUUGGCACUGAAGAAGCUAUUUGAAGAGGGUGUAGUCAAGCGUGAGGAUCUGUUUAUCACCUCUAAGCUAUGGUGUGGUCAUCAUGCCCCAGAAGAUGUGCCUGAGGCACUUGGGGAUUCCCUCAAUGACUUGCAGCUUGACUACUUGGAUCUUUACCUUAUCCACUGGCCAUUUAAAAUCAAGAAGGGAACAAGCAUUGGCAACCCUGAAAACUUCUUACCACCUGACAUCCCAGCUACAUGGGGAGCAAUGGAGAAGUUGCAUGAUGCUGGCAAAGCUCGUGCAAUUGGUGUGAGUAAUUUCUCAUCGAAGAAAUUGGGUGACUUGCUUGCUGUAGCCCGCGUACCUCCGGCUGUUGACCAGGUGGAGUGCCAUCCUACUUGGCAGCAAUCUAAACUCCAUAGCUUCUGUCAGUCAACUGGUGUUCACCUCUCUGCGUACUCACCACUAGGUUCACCUGGCUCAACAUGGAUGAAUGGUAAUGUCCUCAAAGAACCCGUUGUCGUCUCAAUUGCAGAGAAGCUUGGCAAAACUCCAGCACAAGUGGCGUUGCGCUGGAACAUUCAGAUGGGUCACAGUGUGCUGCCAAAGAGCGUGAGUGAAGAACGGAUAAAGCAGAACCUUGCUGUUUAUGACUGGUCUAUUCCAGAAGACUUGCUUGCAAAGUUCUCUGAGAUUAAGCAGCCAGGCUGCUCAUGGGCAACUUCAUCGUCAACAAAGACAGCGUUUACAAGACCCACGAUGAGCUCUGGGACGGCGAAAUCUAGGACAGCUCCCUAG